This is a messenger RNA of Cyanistes caeruleus (blue tit), 718 nucleotides long. Lineage: Eukaryota; Metazoa; Chordata; Aves; Passeriformes; Paridae. The record is from RefSeq and is a predicted model, not a curated record.
GGAGCCGCGCGGCCGAGGGCACCCGCUGGGUGAUGUGGUUCGGGGACGGCAAGUUCUCGGUGGUGUGCGUGGAGAAGCUGCUGCCCCUGAGCUCCUUUGCCAGCGCCUUCCACCAGGCCACCUACAACAAGCAGCCCAUGUACCGCAAGGCCAUCUACGAGGUGCUGCAGGUGGCCAGCAGCCGGGCUGGGAAGAUCUUCCCCGCGUGUCCCGAGAACGACGAGACGGACACGUCCAAGGUGGUGGAGAUCCAGAACAAGCAGAUGAUCGAGUGGGCCCUGGGUGGCUUCCAGCCCUCCGGCCCCAAGGGGCUGGAGCCCCCCGAAGAGGAGCGGAACCCCUACAAAGAAGUUUACACGGAGAUGUGGGUCGAGCCCGAAGCAGCUGCCUACGCACCGCCCCCUCCCGCCAAAAAACCCCGCAAAAGCACAACCCAGGAGAAGCCCAAGGUCAAGGAGAUCAUCGACGAGCGCACCCGAGAGCGGCUGGUGUACGAGGUCCGGCAGAAGUGCAGGAACAUCGAGGACAUCUGCAUCUCCUGCGGGAGCCUCAACGUGACCCUGGAGCACCCUCUGUUCAUCGGGGGGAUGUGCCAAAACUGCAAGAACUGCUUUCUGGAGUGCGCGUACCAGUACGACGACGACGGGUACCAGUCCUACUGCACCAUCUGCUGCGGCGGCCGCGAGGUGCUCAUGUGUGGCAACAACAACUGCUGCAG